Messenger RNA from Candidula unifasciata, 2469 nucleotides. The record is from the annotation of a GenBank genome assembly. NCBI's taxonomy places the organism in Eukaryota, Metazoa, Mollusca, Gastropoda, Stylommatophora, Geomitridae.
AUGUUUCAAGCAAUGACAACGGGUUGGUUCCUAGCUGUGGUACUCCUUGGAAGCGUCUGUGUUGGCCAAGAGGAGCUUCUUGUCAACCCGAGCUUUGAGAAUGGUAUCAGCGGCUGGAAGCAUGAUGUCUUCACCAUGGAUGUGGAAACGACGGAGGUUCACGGGGGCAGUAUGGCUGUCAAGUGCUACGGAAGAACUCAGUCUUGGCAAGGCCCUGCCCAAGAUGUCAAGCUCAAGCUUGGGGGCAGAUAUGCCUUCAGUUCUUACUUCAAGCUCAUCGAGGAUAUGCCACCCAAAGGGCCUCAGCCAGUCAUGAUCAAAAUUGCCAUUGGCUACGAUGACGGCACUACAAAUUACUUUGAGCUAACCGGCCGUGUUCGUGUGACUCCUGAGGAUGGAUGGGUGCAGCUGGGGUCGGAUUUUAUCUUUCCAAACAAACCGUACACUAGUGCAAAGCUGUACCUCGAGGGACCGGGUCCAGAAGUUUCGUUCUAUUUUGACGAUGCCAGUUUGAAGGAGAUACCAGAAGACACUAAUUGGGAAACUGACGCUAAUGCGAGAAUUGAGAAACUUAGAAAAAGUACCAUACAUUUUAAGUUUCAGGUUGGGUCAAAUUUAGACGCCAAGGACAUCGAAGUUCAGAUUGACCAUGUCCGCCAUCUCUUUGGUUUUGGGUCCGUGCUUCGAAGUGACUUUCUCAUAGACGACGACUACAAGCAGUACCAGAACAUCGUGCAGCACAUGUUCAACUGGGCGACCAUACAGGACUUCAAGUGGCCAUACAAUAGAGGCACACGGGAAAAUCCUGACUACAAAGCUGCAGUGGCGGCAACCGACGCACUCCGCAAAAUGGGGAUAAAAGUUCGAGGUCACUGUAUGUUCUGGGCAGUGAAGGGGAAUGAGCCAGAUUACGUAUCCCCGUUAACUGGUCAGGACUUGAAGGACGUUGUGGAUGAACAUAUAAAGUACAUGACCAACAUUACGAAAGGAAAGUAUGAUGCCACUGGUGAUCAGAACUUCACUUUCCACAUGUUCAAGGCGAUCCACGCCGCAGACCCGACUCCAGACUUGUUUCUCAACGAUUAUGAUGUUGUCGCAGGGGGCGGCCAUACUCUGGAAUACCUUGAUCAGAUCAACACGUUUAAGGCCGCCAAAGUUGGCUUGGGUGGCGCGGGUGUACAGAGCCACUUGCAGGACUUGACGGAACCAGAUCCAACAUUGCUCAAGGCUCGGCUGGACCACCUAGCCAAAGCCGGCGUGCCUCUCUGGGUCACAGAACUGGACUUGGCAGCACCUGACGAGACCAAGAGAGCAGACUGGCAUGAGAAAGUUCUUCGCCUCUACUUCAGUCAUCCAGCUCUUCAUGGAGUCAUAUUCUGGGGUUUCUGGGAUCACGAAACAGAUCCACUUAAAGCAAUGGUUCAUGGAUAUGGAUAUACCCUGGAUGAAGCUGGCAAGCGCUUUCUCCGUCUGACCAAGAAAGACUGGAGCACCCACAUCAACAAAUCUCUGGCAGACGGAACAUCUUUUGACUUGGAGGGUUUCCAAGGCGACUACAACGUGACGGUGUACUAUCGAGGGAAACCCAUACAGAUUAGUUCCUUCUCUCUGGGCAAAAGUAACAAGAAUGUCAAUAUCAACAUAAAUGGAGACGGAAGUGAAAUUAAGUUACCUCCUGUGGUGGACCCAUUCGAGCACGUGGACAUCAUACACGAGACAACGACUCAGAACAUGUACGUAGUCGGACAAGCGGCAUCAACAUCCACCUCAGCAAAACUGUCAUGUGUCACCCGGAAGUCUGCAGAGUCAGAGAUCGGGGACGACAUGAACGCUGAUGUCGCGUGCAACAGUGAUGAGGUUCUGACUGGGUGCUCCAGCUACCUGAAGAAUAACGACUGGCGUCGAGAUGGUGAGCAGAUCGUUCUAACCAAUGGAACAGUUGUGUGCAGGGCAAUUGACGGUUUCUGGUCUAUAGUUGGUACUCAAGCAAUUGCUCGCUGCUGCAGUCUCCAAGGGUUGUCCUGCACGUAUAAGACUGCUGGGCCGUCAGGUACAGGCGUUGAUGACCAGGUCCUGGUUCCCUGCGCAGACACAGAAUAUCCUUUAGGCUGCGCCACCUGGACAUACCAGUCUGAAUCCGAUGGGACUUUAAUUGCAAAUAACACCUGCAUCUCUCAGAAUGAUGACCCGGCGGCUGGCGUGUAUUCGUAUGCUGCCUGCUGCAAAGGGGGAAGCCUCAAAUGCUCGUCUAUUGUGUCCGCUCCAAGUGGUCAGAAUGUUGGAGACAAAGCUUCAGCGGAGUGUCCUUCAGGCAGUGUUCUCACUGGAUGUAAUGUUUUCUCCAAAAAUGGCCGAGCUGCUGGAGCCUACAUUGAAGAUGGCGCUGAUGUCUGCACUGCAGUAAAUGGAUUUAUCAAAUAUGGAGAUGAGAUUGGCGUUCAGGCGGUAGCCUCAUGCUGUCAUACGUAA